Messenger RNA from Metarhizium robertsii ARSEF 23, 699 nucleotides. RefSeq names its product amidohydrolase. NCBI's taxonomy places the organism in Eukaryota, Fungi, Ascomycota, Sordariomycetes, Hypocreales, Clavicipitaceae. Gene Ontology annotation, molecular function: hydrolase activity, acting on carbon-nitrogen (but not peptide) bonds. The transcript has 2 exons. The record is from RefSeq and is a predicted model, not a curated record. Bases 1 to 699 code for a protein of 232 amino acids.
AUGACGAGGCGAGUGCUCGAACAGCGCCCGGCGCAGGAAGCACCUCCGUGCCGGGAACCAGCCGAUCCGGCGCCGUUCCCACGGAGCUUCUACUCAUUCAGCCUGGGCACCACGAUACGCCCUCGCCCAGGACGACGGGCCGCGUCCCGCCAUGCCCCGGCCGAUGAUGCCACCAAGAAGCUCAUCUACACCAUUGUAAAGGCCGACCUGCUCAUCCCCGGCGCCGACGAGCCCGUUCCCGACGCGGCCCUCGUCGCGGAAGCCAAGCUCAUCGUCUGGGUCGGCAAGCAGGACGCCAUCCCCGCCGAGUACACGCAAAAGUGCCGCGGGACCUACUCGGUGCCGUACCUGAUGCCCGGGCUCUGGGACUGCCACGCGCACUUCCUGGCGGGCGGCGACGACGAGGCCUCGUGGCCGGCGUACAUGGGCUUCCUGGAAUGGGCCGUCGAGGCCGGGCUGUCGAACCUCGAGGCCAUCCGCGCCGCCACCGCCAACGGGCCGCUGACCGUCGAGGGCCAGGCGCCCAGGACGGGGCAGCUCAAGGCCGGGUACGAGGCUGAUUUCAUCGGCGUCACGGCGAAUCCCGUCGCCGAUGUCCGCGUCUUGCAGAACGAGGAGAACAUCAGAUGGGUGUGGAAGGGGGGCAGGCUCUUCAAGGGCCCGGGUGUUGGCCCGUGGGGGGAACCCGCGUGGUUUUGA